Messenger RNA from Wallemia mellicola CBS 633.66, 484 nucleotides. RefSeq lists its product as hypothetical. The transcript is spliced from 2 exons. NCBI's taxonomy places the organism in Eukaryota, Fungi, Basidiomycota, Wallemiomycetes, Wallemiales, Wallemiaceae. The coding region runs from base 27 to 458 and encodes 143 amino acids. The record is from RefSeq and is a predicted model, not a curated record.
CUCCAAUAACAAAAACACUUACACUUAUGACAAUUGCUAUUUCUUCAGUAUUAGCUUUUGACAUACAUGGUACACCAGAGGUAUGUUGUGACACCAAGUACUACACCUUGGCUAGUGAAGCAAAACAAUUAGUCAAGGACUUAAAGGCAGGAAAAGUAGAUGGUGAGCACCAUUGGUUUGAAAAUGGUGAUACUAUCUGGGAAUCAAGUGGUGCCACAUUUUCGGGUAAAGAAAGAGCUGAUAGGUUACAAAAAAUCAUCGAUAAAUGUACUACUGAUGAUGGUAUCAGUGUAGCUGGACAUGACUGUCUUUAUGACAGCAACGCAAGUACUAACAGUAUGUGUCUCUAUAAAGGACCUCAGGCAGGCUGUGAUUUUGGAAACAACUGCCUUGAUCUUCACUGGAACAAGAGCAAAUGUCACUUUCCAAUAUCUCAAGGUUUCAUAAUGAUUAGUUGAAUGGAGUUUUGUAAUAUGUAGUAUUC